Messenger RNA from Carassius gibelio (silver crucian carp), 1727 nucleotides. RefSeq names its product mucin-15-like. NCBI's taxonomy places the organism in Eukaryota, Metazoa, Chordata, Actinopteri, Cypriniformes, Cyprinidae. The coding region runs from base 189 to 1136 and encodes 315 amino acids. The record is from RefSeq and is a predicted model, not a curated record. The transcript has 4 exons.
UGAGGUGUGGUUUACAGGUGCAAAUUCAGGAAAGGCCUGUUCCCGGGUAGCCACAAGCGAGACAGAUCCCUCCCCUUGCCUCUUGUGUCUGGAUGCACACUCUCUGAACUCUCAAACCAUUUGACUUCAACCUACCUCGAUCAUCUCACCCGAGUCCUAGCAGCAGCACUCAGGUAGAGGAGCCAAACAUGAAACUGCCUCUGGGCAUCACACUUGCACUCUUCUUGAUACUUCAGGCGUUCCAACAGGCAUCCACCCAGAAACCUGAGGACUGGGAAAGAUAUAAUGGGACUACAGGCGAAGAAGGACAGCAGAAUUCCACAAAGUUGGAUCAGAUGCCUGAGCAGUCCGUUGCUGACACAGAGGAAGCUAGUUCUGACGGUCCCAUUUCUACAGCACCACCUCUUGUGACUGCACUUAAUACAAGUUCUGAGCACUUAAAUACAUCAGCACAAUCCAACGAAACACUGACACAGGACACCGCCACGAAUACCUCCACACCAGAGCCAGAACACACAGAUGAAUCUACUCUUAAUGACACAUAUACCAGUCCACAUCCUGAGACUACCACAACAGAGAGCAGCCAUAAUGAAACGGGUUCUGGAUAUUUUCCCUCAGAUGAUGUACCCAGCAGCAGCACUACUAAGAGUCCGACCACCACAAGAAAAGACGAAAGCGUCCAGAACGAAACUACAGUGGGUCCAACUCAAACACCAGCACACAGAAGUACAACGGCAGCAAUUCGACCGACCGUCUCUGAGAACGUCACGACUCCUGCCCUGCCAGACAGUGAGGAGACGAACCAGACCCAACCUACUGACACCAGAGAGAAUUCUGAAAGAGGUUUAUCUUCAGAUGUUACUGAAAGCAGGAAAGGGCAGGCAUGGACUGUUGUCCUAGUCAUUGGGAUUAUAGUGGGGGUCUUGGCCUUGGGAGCAUUUAUCAUCAUGAAUCGAAGAAACAAAAGAGACUUCUCACACAGAAAACUUGAGGAAGAGAUGUCACCUGAUCCAGUUCUCCGAUUGGAUAACAGUGAGCCACUCGACCUGAAGUUUGAGGGAUUUGGUUACAACAAUCCAGGACUACAAGGGGACAACAUCCAGAUGGCCAACUUUCCACAGGGACAUUCAAAAUGAGAACAAAUCUGUGAUGCCAUAGACAUUUUUUUUAUGUUGCAGCACCCAUGUGAAGACAAAAGAAUGUAAUUAAGAAAUUAUAGUCAUUUUUGCCAACUCAAUCAUUAGGCAAUUUUGCAUAACUGAACAAUAAUAAAAAAAUCUAUAAUACUAAUAAUAAAAAAAAAUAUUUUUUAUUUUUAGUAGUGUCUUUUGUUUGAAUCUGAAAGAAAAGAAUGUUUCUAUACUGGGCACUUUUUGUUGGAACUGUAAAGUGUUGGAUUGUAUGUCUGCUUCUAUCUAAUUGUUCAACAAGAUUGUUUACAUGUCAAUUCAUGUAACAUGUCAAAACCCAUAUAUGCAAAAUGGUGGAAAUUAUCAGCAUCAUGACACAGCUUCACAUGCACAACAGUUUUGGUCUAGAAGAUCAAGAUUAUAUCACUGGGAUACAUCUAUUGGCUUUUUGCCUCAUUGAAUUUUCAGACACAGGUCUUUCGUAUGAGCCUAUAAUAUUUGAAGAUUUUUUUUAGUUUGCAAAAGCUUUAAACUAAAUAGAGAAUAAACAUUUCAGUAGGUUCUCACAUUAUUAUAAAUAAUAAAAUGAUAAAAUAA